Messenger RNA from Radiomyces spectabilis, 1079 nucleotides. Its product is annotated as 60S ribosomal protein L11. Gene Ontology annotation, biological process: translation. NCBI's taxonomy places the organism in Eukaryota, Fungi, Mucoromycota, Mucoromycetes, Mucorales, Radiomycetaceae. The transcript has 2 exons. Bases 491 to 991 code for a protein of 166 amino acids. The record is from RefSeq and is a predicted model, not a curated record. Gene Ontology annotation, molecular function: RNA binding; structural constituent of ribosome. Gene Ontology annotation, cellular component: ribosome; cytosolic large ribosomal subunit.
CCUCUUUUUGCUUCGAUAUCGUCACGACAAUGGUAUGUAGGCCUUCAAUGUCGAUUAGAUUUAGGACGGAUCGCUGUAUACGGAUGAGCCAACGAUGAACGAUGGAUGCAUGGGUCGAUCCAAUGGAUGACUUUUUUUCAUCGGCAACACUUAUACACCUUCAAGCUAAUGCGAUCACGCAUUCCACCUGCCAUUUGUACAUUACCGCUUUCGUUUUCACACGACACAAUGCUUCACAGCAGUAUGCGCUUCUUUCGGGUGUAUGCUUCACCUUCAAUGCUUCGAAAAAUGGCUCGCCUAUCUUCCAAUUAUCAACUUUACCUGCUGUCGUGGAUAAGGCAUUCUCUCAUCUGUGUAUUUGGCAUCCGACCUGAAUCUCGACAUUCUAAUCGCUUGGUUGCUUGCGUGAUCACAGUAGAAAUAACGUGCCUUGUUUUUCUCCUUUUCGUUGUUGUAGAGCGCCGUAGAUCAGAAGACCAAGGCUAACCCCAUGCGUAGCCUUCACAUCGAGAAGCUUGUGCUCAACAUCUCGGUCGGUGAGUCUGGUGACAGACUUACUCGUGCUGCCAAGGUGCUCGAACAAUUGACUGGUCAAACUCCCGUCUACUCCAAGGCUCGUUAUACCGUCCGUACCUUUGGUAUCCGUCGUAACGAAAAGAUCGCUGUCCACGUUACCGUCCGUGGUGCCAAGGCUGAAGAAAUCUUGGAACGUGGUUUGAAGGUCAAGGAAUACGAAUUGCGCGCUCGCAACUUCUCCGAGACCGGUAACUUUGGUUUCGGUAUUGACGAACACAUCGAUUUGGGUAUCAAGUACGAUCCCUCCAUCGGUAUCUACGGUAUGGAUUACUAUGUUGUCAUGGGUCGUCCCGGUAACCGUGUCGCUCGCCGUAAGCAUUGCAAGACCACCGUCGGUCCUCACCACCGUAUCAAGAAGGAAGAAUCCAUGGAAUGGUUCAAGUCUCGCUUCGACGGUAUCGUUUUGAACAAAUAAGUCAAUGGAGCUGACGUUCCUUGUUUCUCACAUACGCCAUCUGCAUUGAGCACACAAUAAAUUAUCUUUAUUGGAUGAUGAAGAAAAA